GGCAUGCAGUAUGUCAUUAUGAACACCACGUGCACCAAAUCUGCGCUAAAGGGAGCCAUGCCACCGAACUGCAUGCCGGAUGACGCAAAGUUUGGAGGUGGGUUUUACUUUGGCAGUCCCAGCAGCCAGCUGCCGUGUCAACGCUGGCUGUAUACGUACAAUGGUACGACCUUUGAUCUUAUAGUUACCCAGCAAGACUGUAUCCCCGUCAUAGAAACUGAAUACAGUGGCACUGAUGCAGAGACAGAAUGCAGGGGCAAAAACAUUGGAUCAGUGUUUGAAGAAUAA
This is a messenger RNA of Lingula anatina, 288 nucleotides long. RefSeq names its product ependymin-related protein 1-like. The record is from RefSeq and is a predicted model, not a curated record. Gene Ontology annotation, biological process: cell-matrix adhesion. Gene Ontology annotation, molecular function: calcium ion binding. Lineage: Eukaryota; Metazoa; Brachiopoda; Lingulata; Lingulida; Lingulidae. Gene Ontology annotation, cellular component: lysosome; extracellular region.